Durio zibethinus is the source of this 2513-nucleotide messenger RNA. RefSeq lists its product as uncharacterized. Lineage: Eukaryota; Viridiplantae; Streptophyta; Magnoliopsida; Malvales; Malvaceae. Gene Ontology annotation, cellular component: SCF ubiquitin ligase complex. Gene Ontology annotation, biological process: SCF-dependent proteasomal ubiquitin-dependent protein catabolic process. Gene Ontology annotation, molecular function: protein binding. The record is from RefSeq and is a predicted model, not a curated record.
AUUCGUUUCUGUUUGUUUUCGUUUUCAAGGAAAUCGGGAGAGAGUGUACGAUAUUUUUUGCUUUUUAUGGUCAGAAUCGAUGUAUAACUGUGAUUUUUGGAGCUUUAUAUCAUUUUCUUUGGAUCAUCUUUGUUAGAUUAUAGUAAUAGGAACGUUCUCUUUAGUUAUUUCCGAAAGAAAACGGAACUUAGGCUUUUUGGCAGGAAAUUUUUUGGUAGAAAUGUUUUCCUGAAAAUCGGAAGUGAAGUAAAGUGAAUGUUUUCAUGUUUGGUAAUUGAAUGGAUUAGUGUUAUGAUGCUGUUUUCAUGACAUAGUUUGACCACAAGCCAUUUCUUCAAUGGGGGGAGCUUGUUCUAGGAAGAGAGACCAAAUGGACAAUGAAGAUGGUUUGCAUAGAGGGGUUUCUGGAAGAUAUUGCAAAAGUGGGAGUUCGAAGUGGUUGGCAACAACUUUUACUAGACCUAUUGUUGAAAUUCAAAGGGAAAAAGGAAAAUGCCCGUCACUUAUGGAAUUAUGCACUUACAAAAUACGAGAGGAUAUAGAUAAUUAUGGUUCAUUUUCUACGCUCCCAAGUGAUCUAAGUCAGCAGAUCUUUAAUGAACUAGUGAAUUCGCAACGACUGACUGAUGUUUCUCUCAAAGCUUUUCGAAAUUGUGCUCUUCAGGACCUGUACCUGGGAGACUACCCUGGGGUUAAUGACAAUUGGAUGGAUGUCAUUUCUUCACAAGGGUCAUCUUUGCUUUUGGUGGACCUCUCUGGUUCUGAUAUCACUGAUUCUGGGUUGAUAUAUCUCAAAGAUUGCGCUAACCUUCUGUCUUUAAACUUAAAUUACUGUGACCAGAUUUCUGACCGUGGGCUACAACACAUCAGUGGUCUCUCCAAUUUGACCAGUCUGAGUUUUCGGAGAAAUGGUGCAAUUACUGCACAAGGAAUGACUGCCCUCUCUGGCCUAGUAAACUUGUUGAAGUUGGACCUGGAAAAAUGUCCUUGGAUUCAUGGGGGCUUUGUUCAUAUCAAAGGUUUGAAAAAGUUAGAGUCUCUUAAUAUUAAAUGGUGUAAUUGCAUAACAGAUGCUGAUAUGGAGGCUCUCUCAGGGCUCACAAACUUGAAAAGCUUACAGAUCUCCUGCAGUAGGGUCACAGAUUUUGGCAUCGCUUAUUUAAAAGGUCUGCAAAAGCUUUCUAUUUUGAACUUGGAGGGCUGCCCAGUUACAGCUUCAUGCUUGGAUUCUCUUUCAGCUCUUGCAUCUCUGUUAUAUUUGAAUCUUAGCAGAUGCAAUUUAUCUGAUGAUGGAUGUGAGAAGUUUUCGAAGCUUGGUAAUCUGAAGGUAUUAAACUUGGGUUUCAAUGACAUCAGUGAUGCAUGUUUGAUGCACCUGAAAGGUUUGACAAAUUUGGAGAGCUUGAACUUGGAUUCGUGUAGAAUUGGUGAUGAUGGGUUGGUUCAUUUGACAGGUCUUCAACGUUUGAAAUGUUUGGAGUUGUCUGAUACUGAAGUUGGAAGCAAUGGCCUUAGCCAUCUUUCUGGUUUGUGUAAUCUGGAGAGUAUAAACCUGUCAUUCACCAUAAUUAGUGAUGGUGGUUUAAGAAAACUGUCUGGACUGUCAUCUCUUAAAUCACUUAACCUGGAUGCUCGUCAAAUCACAGAUGCUGGACUUGCGGCUCUUACAAGUUUGACUGGAUUGACUCAUCUUGAUCUUUUUGGAGCACGUAUCACUGAUUCUGGGACAAAUUACCUGCGGAGUAUGAUAUAUGACAACUUCAAGAACUUGCGCUCCUUGGAAAUAUGUGGUGGAGGAUUGACUGAUGCUGGAGUGAAGAAUAUUAAAGAUCUUUCAUCCCUGUCAUUGCUAAACCUCUCGCAGAACUGCAACCUAACGGAUAAAACAUUGGAGAUGAUCUCUGGGUUGACAGGAUUGGUCUCUUUGAACGUGUCGAAUUCUCGAAUAACAAGUGCAGGAUUGCGACAUUUAAAGCCACUGAAAAAUUUAAGAUCUCUGACGAUGGAGUCUUGCAGGGUCACAGCAAAUGACAUUAAGAAGCUUCAGUCAGCUGACCUCCCUAAUCUGGUGAACUUCCGCCCCGAGUAAUUCCUAUGGUGGCGUGGGUAUAUUCUGUAAAUAGCCUAAUUUGGUGAACUUCCGCCCUGGGUGAUGCCUAUGACCGUCGGGAUAUAUUCUGUAAAUAGCUUUUGUUUUAGAGGGGAGGACUGCUAUUUAUGUUUAUAAGUUUAAGCAGAUGUUUGAUGUAUUUGUACAUAUGGGUGAACGGAAGGCGAUGGCGAUUCAACUGGCUCAGGAACUAAAGGUUCGAAUGGAACCCUAAAAUUAGCUCCGUACCUCGAUGCGAAAGGAGGGUCUAAAAUGGUGUCCCUUGAGGAGCUGCUGUAGGUUAAUAGAUGGAAGAAUGGUGUUAAUGUAAUUUGGAUGAUUUAUGAGCUGUUUGUGAUGUAUUGCAUUGCACUUUGUCCAUUGUUCUACUGAUUCAUGAAUGAAUGGAAUUCAUACUUAAUUU